AUGAACCACUUCCCACCCUCUUCAAACUUCCAGCUGGGUCCGGUUCCUUCUGGCCGAGCGACUCCGCUUCAAUUUAUUUCGAGACGAACAGAGUCACCCAGCUCGUCGUCCGUCAGCGAUGGCGCGCCGGUGGAAACUUCUCGUCAGAGCAACCCCUGCCCUGUCAUCGAGAACUGGACGAGCUCUAGCUCUCGCAAUCCAGGGACGAUGAUGUCCAGUCAGCACCCAUGCGCCGUUGAAACCAACCCAAGCUACUCCAUGGGUCCAUCUCACCCCCCGGUGGCGACGGUGGCGGACGGCGUCCCCCGUAUGUUUCCCUACGACCAAGGCUGGUCGAACACCUUCAUGGGGUCCAGUUCCACCACGGCUCCAUUGCAACCCGGCCUGCGUCGUUCCCACGACUACACUGGCCCUUCAGAAUGGGGACGUGAGACAGGCGGCGGUACUUUCAAUCCGGACCCCUCCUCGUACGCUUCUUCUCGCGCCCACGUCUCGCCUGAGAAUCAGCCCGAGGCUUCUGGAACAAACUAUUCUCCAACGAGCUUAUCACCAACCUCGCCCCCCCUCUCAAUCUCCUCUUAUCAGGCCGGGCACGACGGCAGCAAGCCUCAUCCUUCUGGCACCAAGCUGGGCAUCGACCGCGAUGACCUGCACGCCACCAGCUCAGAGGAUAGCACCGAGGAGGAUGUCAACACGGACCCUCCUUAUUCCCUCCUAAUAUAUCAGGCUCUCCGGAAUGCACCGGACAUGAAAUUGCCUCUUCAGGGCAUCUAUGACUGGUUUGUGAAAAAUACAGCCAAGGGAAAGGACCGGAACUCCAAAGGCUGGCAAAACAGCAUUCGUCAUAACCUAUCUAUGAACGCGGGCUUUGAGGCGGUUCGAGAGGAAUCGAUCCCUGGCAAAAAAUCCGUAAAUUACUGGCGCCUGACGGACGAGGCCGUCAAGAACGGCAUCCAAUCUACAACCCGGUAUAGGAAGCAGGCGAAUUACAAGAAAUUCCUGGGUUCGGACCCACCGGCACCUCAACGCCAACGAUCUGGCGCCAAAGGGGGCAAGGCGACGAAAAUCACCGCCAAGUUCCGAGGCCAUGUGAGCCCGGACCACCACUUGCGACGGGAGCGAGGACUGCAGAAGAGACUGUACGGGCAGUACUACCACCAUCACCAGUCCCCCACGACGACCGUGUCACCAUUCCAUGUGUUAGGGACGGGCGCGCCGCUGACUCGUCCGUCAGUCGAGACAUUUGAUUUGGGGAGCGUCAUCGGGUGCGCUGACCCCCCUCCUUCCACGCCGAUUUUCUGUGACAUGGCGGGGCCUGCACCAGAUUGUCCGGCCGUGGAUAACUCCUUCAUGGGCUGGUGCGUGAUCCAACCAUUUCCCCAGGGACUGUUGACGGGGCCCGAAAUAUCAUCGGAUCUCCAACUUGGGGUAUAA
Molecule: messenger RNA, 1434 nt
Organism: Aspergillus affinis
Lineage: Eukaryota; Fungi; Ascomycota; Eurotiomycetes; Eurotiales; Aspergillaceae
Exons: 2
Coding region: 1-1434 (477 amino acids)
Biological process (GO): regulation of transcription by RNA polymerase II
Molecular function (GO): DNA-binding transcription factor activity, RNA polymerase II-specific; RNA polymerase II cis-regulatory region sequence-specific DNA binding
Source: RefSeq, a predicted model, not a curated record